CGAAACAAGAUUUACGUAGUAUGGAAAUAAAGACCAAGUCAAUCGAACAAACAUUAAUUCCUUUGGUGACUCAGAUAACAACUCUAGUCAAUGCAAAAGAAAAGCCGAUUAAAUCAGAAAAGACAUUACGUGCCAUUGUGCGGGUGGGUCAGGCUGUCAACCUGGCAGUUGAGAGGUUCGUCUCUGUGGGGGAAUCCAUUGCUGAUAACAAUCCAGAAAUAAAGAUUGACAUGUAUCAGGCCUGUAAAGACUCUAGAGCUGCAGGUACUCUGAUUGAGCAGCUCUGUGAAAUUCAGCGAGGAGAUGUUGGACAAGCUCGUCAGUGUGCUGACAAGAACGGUAUGGUUCGAGCAGCUCGAUCUCUUCUGUCUUCGGUGACAAAGGUGCUAAUCUUGGCUGAUACCGUUGUACUCAAACAUCUUUUGAGUGCCAAGGACAGAGUGUCCAUUAGUUUGAACAGAUUAGAAAAUGUGGCUAACUUUACAGAGUUCGUGAAAGCCUUUAGUCAGUUUGGCACAGAAAUGGUUGAAUUAGCUCAUCUAUCUGGAGAUAGACAAAAUGAUCUAAAGGAUGAGCGAAGGCGAGCACAGAUGGCUGCAGCUCGUCAAAUCUUGGAACGCUCAACUAUGAUGUUACUUACUUCUUCCAAGGCUUGCCUGAGGCAUCCAGAGUGUGAAACAGCGCGAGAAAAUCGAGACACUGUAUUUUUACAGAUGAGGAGGGCAAUGGAUCUGAUUCAUUUUGUUGUUAAAGAUGGAGUAAUUCCUGACCUUGCUGCGUCUAGUAAAGGUACAACAGAGCCACGAAAAAACAGUGGUACCUGUUCAAAGCAUAGUAAAAAAUCUAGUAUUGCUGAGUGGCGACUGGAGGAUCUAAAUCAAUGCCUCACUGUUCAUAAUGCUAUCAAAAAAUUUGAGGAUAUUGUAGAAAUGACCCGCAUGACCCUAGUUGGGCCUGCUUACAGAGACCAGUUGACAAGUGCCUUAGAUACAGUGGUGGAGCGUACACAAGACUUCACUGACUCUGCCUAUACUUCCAACGAACACAGGGAAAAAAUUCUCCUCCUGUGUGAUCGUGCUAAACUUGAAUUAAACCAGCUACUUAGAAUAGGAGUUGGACUUGAUCAAGCAGGUUCUAUCUCACCAAGCGAAGAUCUUGAGGCAUCUAUCCUUCAGACUUUAAGAGCCAGUAAGGAUCUGAAACAACAGCUACAAGAUACCGCCUUGGAUCAUGCAGACGAGCUUUUCAAAAUCACAGAUGAGGCUGAAUUCAUGAGUCAGCUUAAAAAUGCAGCUAUUGCUGGGGACCAUGACAGACUGGAAGAAUUUGCCGAGAAAUUCAGUGAGCACGCUGAACACAUACAGGAGGUGUGCAAGCUCAUACACCAUGUAGCCAAUACAGAGUCUUUACAGGUUACAUCCAAAAACCUGGAUUAUUGCUUGAAAGUCUAUGGAAUUCAGGUGCUUAAUGCCUCUCAUACCUUGUGUAUGCAUCAAACCAGCAAAAUCGCAAAAGAAAACCUUGAUGUUUUUAUGGAGGUCUGGCAGUCUUUAGUCAAUGACGUAGCUUCAAUUUCUUCAGAAAUAGCAGAACUUUGCCGUGGAAAGCUACCCGAGAAGCCUGUUUAUAUGUCACUUCCCAGACCUGGUAGACACGGUACAACAAGUAAACCACUUAAGCCAGCAAAGCUUGACAUGGAGGAACAGGCAAAAAUAGCUAAACUGGGUCUGGAGAUGAAGCUGCUUACAUCUGAAAUGGAUGCCGAAACAGAAAAAUAUUCAUCAGCUGAUAGCAAUGACAUCGUUUUUAGAGCACGUAACAUGUCUCAAAUGGCCUUCUCAAUGUACCAGUUUACCCGAGGAGAAGGAGAUUUGAAAACGACCCAAGACCUCUUCACUCAAGCAGAAUUUUUUGCAGAGGAAGCAAAUAAACUUUACAAGUUGAUUCGUCACUUUUCAUAUCAAGUGCCAAGUGGACAACAUAAGAAAGAACUCUUGGACUACCUUGAUAAAGUGCCCACAUUUGUUCAACAGUUACAAUUCACAGUGAAGAACCCUACUGUAGGAAAGGCAGCUACAUUUACUAAGGUUGACAAUGUCAUACAGGAGACAAAGAAUUUAAUGAAUAUAAUAUCUAAAGUGGUGACAACUUGCCUUGUGUGUGCAACAGAGUUCAACUUGGACUUUAGAGGCAGCAGCACUAGCCGUUCAAGAAACACUUCUCCGUAUCGUAAUGAGCUUGAAGACUACACUUUCAACGAUGAACUUAACAAUACAGUAGAAAUGCCCACAAAAGAAGGAGGAACAAGUGUUUCAGAUCCAAAUAUAUGACAGUUUGGAUUGGGCCCACGAAGGGCCAGAGGUGACCCACGUCGUACUCGUGUGUCUUUUUUACUCUUUUAGGGUCAAAAUUCAAACAAGAUCAGUAAAAAAAUGCCAGAAUAUCUCAGUGAGUAGGCUUCAAAGUGCCAUUUUUAUUAUAAUAUAAUUUAGCUGUUUCACCUAUAUCUAGUCUUUUUUUAUUGGCAUGCAGUUAAUCAGUCCUUAUAUUUUUUCCCCCUUGGUCACAGUUAUUGCUUCAAGAUUUAGGAAAUUAUUUUGUUACAUUCAGCAAGCUUUGGCUUAAUUAAUUUUUUGUUGCACUGUUAUUAGAUUAUACAAAAUAAUCACACAUUGUACCUUAUAACCUUUGUUUUUCUUUGAAUUAAGUUCUUCAUAUAUUUCUCAACAAAUUACUUUCUGUACCAACAUAUCACUAAGAUAUUGUUUGUUUGAUUGUGGUACUUUGUUAUUUGUUUUUCAUUAAAAGGUUUAUAUUUUAAUUUGUUAUAUACAUUUAUAUGUUGGCUAAGCAUUUUAGUCAUGACAUAUAUUAGCCAAUUUUUUUUGUGUGUGUGAUAUUCUUUUACUUUAGCAUUACUGGACCAAGUAGCUAGUUAAGUUUAAUUUAAUAAAAUAUGGCAAAGACUGUGUUUGAAAUGAAAAUCGAAUCUUACAACUGUUCUCAAGUUUAUCUCAAUAAAACAACAACUCUAAGCCUUGUAGUAUGGUAAAGGCAUUAGUGUCAUUAAAACAUGUGGGCUUGUACAGUUCAUAUAUAGACUGUAAUUCCUAUUGUUUUUGUUUCCAUAAAGUAUAAUUAUGUGGAUUUAUUAUGGUGGUAUUAUGGUACACACAAAUAUGGAGAAACUUCUUGCUUCUCUACAAGGCUAAUGUAUGUUUUUUCUAUUAUUUCAUAACAAUUUUUAUUAGUGAGGGUUCCCAAGAAUAAGCUUUGGUAUAGCUACUAGAAAAUGUAAUAAAAUAUAAAGUAG
Molecule: messenger RNA, 3313 nt
Organism: Limulus polyphemus (Atlantic horseshoe crab)
Lineage: Eukaryota; Metazoa; Arthropoda; Merostomata; Xiphosura; Limulidae
Product: alpha-catulin-like
Exons: 17
Coding region: 21-2330 (769 amino acids)
Biological process (GO): Rho protein signal transduction; cell adhesion
Molecular function (GO): actin filament binding
Source: RefSeq, a predicted model, not a curated record